UCACUCACUUCCUCUUCCACAGAAUUAGACAGAGCAUCGUGCAGGAAGAGUGCAGUGCAGACAAUACUUCAGUAUACUUCAUACAGGCAGAGUAGAGAAUGAAUAGACUGCAGAGAGUAUAGAUCCGAGGUAUACGGAGAUCCUGUGUUUCCUAAAUCCUACAGGUUAUCCUAAAGUUCUGCUGAUAGAGUGUUACAGGACAGCUAAAGUGACAUAUUACAGACAGGAAGGGCAGAUAAGGAAGAAGCACAUAGGUAAAGCAUCAUAGAGUCAUCAAUAGUGUGAGGAAAUAGUGGAAUAGUGCAUAAAGUAAAGGCAGGGGGACGGAGAAGACCACUGAGGAUAAUACCGGUAAUACAAGUAGCACAUAGCUCAGAAAACAACUGAUACCAAAUCCCCUGGAUACGCUGGAGCAAAUAGCGGAGAGGAAAUAUGCACCUCUGCUGGAAUAUCGGGAUUUCCCUGCUGAUUUUUUGGAUGUCUGCUGAAUUUGGAACCCAUCAGUCUGGAUCUGUCAUGAGCACGACACGAUUCAGAAUUACAUGUCAAAGCCCCACAAACAGAACGCAGUGUAGUGAUAAUAUUUGCCCACCGAAACCUGAAAGCUGCUUGAAUACAUCAAACUGUAGCUGUAUGGAGGGAUUCCAAAAAAAUUAUGUGGGUAAUACAUUCACUUGUGAAGACAGAACGCAGUGUAGUGAUAAUAUUUGCCCACCGGAACCUGAAAGCUGCUUGAAUACAUCAAAAUGUAGCUGUACGGAGGGAUUCAAAAAAAAUUAUGGGGGUAAUACAUUCACUUGUGAAGACAUACAGGAGUGCCGCGAUGGAAGUAACAAAUGUGGCGCUUUCACAAAAUGUAGGAACCUGCGAGGCGGCUAUUUCUGUGAGUGUUUUAGUGGCACCCGAAGAGGAAAUGAAACACAAUUCUGUCCUACUGGUAAUAAAGCUGAGAAUGUGUGCACAGAUAUAGAUGAAUGCACAGAAUCACCGGGUAUCUGUGGUCCUAACAGUAACUGUACAAAUACACCACCACACUAUAAUUGUACCUGCCACACUGGGUACUGGAACAUCUCCAAUAGAUGUGAAGUGAAAUGCCAAUACCCAAACAUAUCCAAACCCUGUGAUGAUAAAUCGUUUUUGUGCGCCAUGGAAAAAUUUAAAAAUGACUUCACUCCACAGUGUGGCGAACAGAAGAGCCCCUCAGGGAUGAAGCUCUUGGACGACUUGGAUGAUCUGAUCUCUGCAUUCAACUACAGCACCAUUGAGGAAAGAUUACAGAAUGUCGGACUCCUGCUGCAGUAUGUGGAGGACACUGUACAGAACUUGGCUAUCAUACCACAGAUUAACCUACCACAGUCCAACAAGAACGUAGAUAUUAAUAUCAGAACAUUGAGGAGCACUUCAAAGAACGAGUCUCUCUUACUGCAGGGCAUCAAGAGCACCGUAACUGUGAAGUCCUCUGAGAACGCAGAUGUUAGAUUGGCGGGCUGUGUGGAGUACAGUAAUAUCGCUCACCUUCUGGAAGGGGCAAAACUUCUAGGGAACUAUUCAGAGAAACAUACAUUUCAGCUUGUCUCCCCUGUGAUCUCUGCCUUCCUUGGAACCAAUAUUCCGACUGAUCAUCCAAUCUUGCUGCACCUGAAUUACAUUAGUCAGAUAAAGAAAAAUUUCAAUGGGAUGCAUUGUGUCUUCUGGUCAGUGAGUGAGUCCGCCUGGAGCUCUGAGGGCUGUACAAAGCUGGCAGCCAAUGAAAAUGGAGUGAUCUGCAACUGCACUCACUUGACCAGUUUUGCUGUCUUAAUGGCUCUGCAUGAUUUUGAGAGUUGGACACUGACUCUCAUCACAAAGUUCGGGCUCUCCUUGUCAGUCUUAUGUCUUGCACUGUCUAUCAUCACGUUUUGCUUCUGCCGGUCUCUCCGUGGUACACGUAACACAAUCCACACACACCUGUGUAUCAGCCUCUUUUUUGGCAAUUGUAUCUUUCUGCUUGGCAUUACAGCAGUUCAAAGCAAGGUUCUGUGUGGGAUAGUCGCAGGGCUCUUGCAUGCCUGCUACCUGUCAGCCUUCUGCUGGAUGGCUCUAGAAGGACUGGAGCUUUACUUAAUGCUAGUUAAAGUAUUCAAUACCCACUUGAAAACGAGAUACCUCCUGGCAGUGGGGUAUGGAACACCGGUAGUGAUCGUCAUAAUAAGUGCUGCAGUGAACCACCAAGGAUAUGGAACCGAAACAUACUGCUGGUUGUCUCUUGAAAGGGGCUUCAUCUGGAGCUUCAUGGGACCUGUGUCUGUCAUUAUCCUGGUAACCUGUGGGAUUUUCGUACUCACUGUGUGGAAACUUGCUGAGAAAAUGGCAUCAAUCAAUCCAGAGCAAGGGAAAUUGAAAAGGAUCAGGACUCUCACAGUGACAUCUGUGGCCCAACUAUGUAUCCUCGGGUGUUCCUGGAUAUUUGGAUUCUUUAUGUUCAGCCCUUCCGCCCUGGUUCUCGUUUACAUAUUUACCAUCUUGAACACCCUCCAAGGAGUACAGAUCUUCUUACUGCACUGUCUGUUGCACAAAAAGGUUCGAGCAGACUACAUGCAGUGGUUCUGUGCAGUCGCUCAUUUCAAGUCUCCAGUAUAUUCCGAAUUCAGCAACACAAACACACAAAGCAAGGGCAAGACAACAAGCAAAGAGUCUGGUUUAUGAUGAACUGGAUACAAGCCUGAAUGUGGAUUGAAGUCACCAAGCUAGCAAUUGUUGCACUGCAUUUCUUCACUGGCCUCAAACCAGGCUUUGGGAAACUAAGCUCCUAUGCUUUGAAUAUGAGCCAGUGAAGAAUAUUGCACAUUAUUCCUACAGCAGACUCCGCUUUCGCCAUUCAGCCCUUUACACCAGGAACCAGAGUGUCAGACUGUUCGCUAAUUUACUGGUGUUCAGGAAAAAUUACAGCGACACACAAGACUUUAAACCAUAAAAAACUUUUAAUUCCGUUCCCUUCUUUACACAAAAACCCAAACUCAUUAAUAAAAAAAUCCCUGGAUAUUGUAAAAUCAAGAAACAUCCCCAUGCCGGGGUUGUGGGCAGACAAGGAGCACAGAGGAACCAAGAACAUCGGCUUGAGAGCAGGCAGCAGAGGAAUGGGGUGUUAUCGACUCUGUUCAACUGUGGAAGUGAGGGGGAAAAAGGUUAUUUCACACUGUUCAAUAUGUAAAUAUACUCAUAUAAAUGAAGCGCUUAUGCACAGAAAAAAGGUACCGGUUUAUAUAUAAAGCAAAUACACAAUUUGUAUAUCAUGCUAAUAAAUGGAUACAGAUCUGC
Messenger RNA from Pseudophryne corroboree (corroboree frog), 3297 nucleotides. It is a transcript of the gene ADGRE5, whose product is annotated as adhesion G protein-coupled receptor E5. Lineage: Eukaryota; Metazoa; Chordata; Amphibia; Anura; Myobatrachidae. The coding region runs from base 433 to 2685 and encodes 750 amino acids. Gene Ontology annotation, biological process: cell surface receptor signaling pathway; adenylate cyclase-activating G protein-coupled receptor signaling pathway. The record is from RefSeq and is a predicted model, not a curated record. Gene Ontology annotation, cellular component: plasma membrane. Gene Ontology annotation, molecular function: G protein-coupled receptor activity; calcium ion binding. The transcript has 20 exons.